Dermatophagoides pteronyssinus (European house dust mite) is the source of this 513-nucleotide messenger RNA. RefSeq names its product TP53-regulated inhibitor of apoptosis 1-like. Gene Ontology annotation, cellular component: cytosol; nucleus; mitochondrial intermembrane space. The record is from RefSeq and is a predicted model, not a curated record. Gene Ontology annotation, biological process: phospholipid translocation. NCBI's taxonomy places the organism in Eukaryota, Metazoa, Arthropoda, Arachnida, Sarcoptiformes, Pyroglyphidae. Gene Ontology annotation, molecular function: phosphatidic acid transfer activity.
UCAGCAUGGUUUCAUUGAGAAUUUUAUUUUGGAUUUAAAAAUCUUCAAAAUUCAAGACAAUCAUAUCAUUGAUCAGAGGUGAUAAACAAUAGUGUUAAAUAAUGGAAUCAAUUGGUAAAGAAUGUAAUGAACUUAAACGUCAAUAUGAUCAAUGUUUUAAUGUUUGGUUUGCUGAAAAAUUUUUAAAAGGUGAUCAUCGUUCAACAAUGUGUGAUAAUAUUUUUAAAUUAUAUCAGAAUUGUGUACAUGAAGCAAUCAAACGACAACAUAUUGAUCUAUUACAGGUGGAUAAAGAUGUAUUGGGUUCGAGUGAUGAACAAAAACCACCGCCAUCAACAAAUUCACAACAACAACAACAGAAUCAGCAACAAGAACACAAAACAUAGAAUGAAUAUUUUUUCCUGCAUAUAAAUAUUGCCUUUAAACUUUAGUAUACUUUUUGCCAUAUUUUGAUAAAUUAUUUGUUUACAUUUUAUAUUCGUUUUUUUGCAGAAAAAAUUUGUCACAAUAAAA